CCUCAGUCACCUACGGGCCUUCGACUGAGUUGUUUCACGCCGCUCCGACCUCCGAUUCAUUUAAGGAUAACGAAAUUUUUCUGGUGAAGACGAGGACAGUCGCCGGAGGCAUUGUUGCACUUCCCCGUCCUUGAGGUGUGUAUCAUCUUAUGCAAACGUAUCAAAUCUUCCCCAAAAGGAUCCAUACACCCAGAGUUCACGGAUGGUCGAUCUGAGAUUGCGUUCAGGAUUGGACUUGAACUUUGAACUGGGAGACGUUGCAACUUGAGGAUGAGAUGGUUUCAAAAAAACUCUGACGCUCCACGCUUGCUGAGUUUAUCUCCUCUGAGACAGGAUGUGGAAGGGGGUUAUUCCGAAGUGCAAAGAUCCCCGUUGCCAUCGCCUAGACAUAGAUCCCGAUUAGAUUUAUCUCCCAUCCAAUGGCAGCGGGGUUGCAACCCUUUGAACCUUGGAGCCCAGUACAUAAAUGUAGACGGUCAGGGUGAAGGCGAACAGCAGUCGGCCAACAGUGAUCGAGAGCUUGCCCUGAGGGCAUUUUCAAGAGAGAAAAGAAAUCCAUUGCUCGAAAAAGUUAAAAACACAAAACUCUCGUGCUUCGCAUCGACAAAGCCGACUACAAGCAGCAGCACUGAAGUUUACGACGAGCUGACCCCGUCAUUCAACACGGAUAACGAUUUUUUAAUACAGCAGAAUAGAAAUUACAAACAAAUUUACAAAACAAAAGCAGCCUCUUUUGAAAAUCUUUUAGACGACCCUCAAUACAACUCCAGCAAUAAAAGGGACAACAUAAAGUUCGACCAUCAUGUCACAAACUACAGCCAAGAUCACCCAUUUGUCGGAGAAUCGAAAGUCGACACUGGAAAAAUGAACCAAUCCAAUACAUCUAAACUGAGCAAUUGCGAAGAGCAUGCCAGUUCUUCUUCCUCGUUUGGAACCAAAUUCCGCACUAUGUCUCAAAAAUAUUUAAAAAGUUCUACCAACAGGUUUCUGGCGAAGCUGUACAAGCACAAUGUACACAACAUAGAACCCACGACUCAACAAAAAGGUCCCCCGGUCAAAUCGCCCAAUAAAGCCAAACUGAGAAGUUUCUCUUACGGUGCUCUUCCUGGGAUGGAAGAAUUUCAAAAACAGCAAAAUUCCAACUGUAACGAGGAAGAAAUGCAAAAAUAUUACAAUGGAAAUCAAAGGCUAGAAGGCGGAAAUUAUUUCACAAGAGAUUCCGAAGACAACGACAGCGGUAUUUUAGUCAACACAUCCGCGACUUCAUCAGUAGUGGGAUGCAUAGUUCCGAAAGCGUUCCACGACGAUAAAGUCGAAGUCUGCCACAUGCGAAGCGUUUCUCAAGACAGCCCUCCUGACAUUGAUUACCAAAACGUUAGAUAUUAUUACAAUGGGGCGAGAACGCCGACUAAAUUGAACCAAGCGAAAUGUGAUGAACCCCAAGGGAAGGAUUUCCCUCCUCCUAUUCCUCCACACCAGCCUAGCUUUCCACGAAAUGACAAAAGAGAAUCUAGGGUGAAAACGUUCAUUCUGAUCAGGUUACAACGAUCCGAACCGAAUGAAAACCUCGGCAUAUGCAUAGCGGAAAUCGGGAGUCUGGCUUCUCAAGGAUAUGUAAUUGCCCACAUCGUGCCAGGAAGUUUAGCUGACAGGGACGGGACAUUGCAGAUUGAUGAUGAAAUCAUAAAUAUCAAUGGGAGGCGGCUGAGGGGAAUGGCUAUAGAAAACGCAAGAGAAGCUAUCUUCAAGGGGCCCAUUCAAGUCGAUAUAUUAAUCGCAAGAACAAUAGAAUGGAAAAUAAGUAAAAUGCAGGAGAGCAGUGUCGACUACGAAAACGUCAUGAUUUAUCCUCCAUCCCCGUUAAAGUCGAAACCGGGGUACGGAUCGAAACAAUUGGAAAAUUCCUUGUUGAACGGAGGCAACUUCGACAAGCAGGGCUCGGACAGUUCCCUCUCACCUACCGGGUUCCAAAAGCACAACACCCUCAGCCAUAAAAUGUAUCGUAAAAAUUUCGAAGUCUUUUCAGGAAAAUCUAUGAAAUGCAACACGUUCAACGAAAAGAGCCACGGCAAUUUCGUCAAGCAAUUGAACAAAACCGAAGACAACGUCGAUUCCUCGUUUUGCACACUCCCGAGGAGGCCGAGGUCGAGUAUUUACUCAUUGUACACGUUCGUCUUCGAAAAAGGGCCGGGGAAGAAAAGCCUCGGAUUCACGAUAGUCGGAGGGAAAGACUCACCGCGGGGUGCCAUGGGGAUAUUCAUCAAAAGCAUACUUGAAAGUGGUCAAGCAGCAGAUGACGGCCGUUUGAGAGAAGGGGAUGAACUCCUUGCUGUCAACGGUCAAGUGUGCCAUGAUAUGACCCACGCAGACGCUGUUGCACUUUUUAAGAAUAUCAAAAGCGGUCCUAUUGCCAUCCACGUAUCGAGACGAGUUCGUCCAGUCAAAUCAACAAGCAAGGCAAAAUCCUGCAUGGACCUAGUGCAAUCUCCAACAUCAGAAGAGAGAUAAGAUUCAUCAAGACUGUGAUAAUUUGUAAAAUAGUUAAUUUUUUUAAACAGAAAUAAACAUUUUCAUGUAUAUUAACUUACUUAAAUGUACAUACUAAUGUGUACCUAGAAAAAAAUACUGGUACUUUUUUUUAAACAAACUAUUUUAUAUUUUAAACUAAUUAAGAAUUGUAAUUGAAACAAAUUAUAAGCUGCUGUAAUUUUUGCUUAAAAAAUAUAGGUUUGAUAUGUAUUUUGUUGUUAAUAGUCCCAUUAGAUUGAAUUCAAAUGAUUCCAGUUUAGCUGCCGGUCGUUGUUUUUGUUAUAGUUCUAACAAUGAGCCUAGAUGAAGCAGAAAAUCGCUUUUUCAAAAUUAUCAUCAAAAAUAAAAUUAGUCUGUCUGAAUUUUCAAUAAUAUUAUUAAAUAUUCCCUUGGCAAUUAAUUUUAGAACAAAGACGAUAUUUAAAAAAAAAAUGAAUAAGUGUCACUAUUCAACUUUUAAGUAGCGAUAAACUUUAACAGUUUUAAAUUCAAUAUAAAUGUUUAUUAUGAUCUUAAUUGUGAAUGAUAGUUAAAAAAAAACUAUAAAUAGAAGUGGCCAUCUAUAUAUUAAGGCAUAAUGCCAAAGAUAUCAGUCAUUCUGUAAUUUUUAUUAAGCUGUAUAAAUUUUAGGAUUAAAUGCUAAGUAGAGAAUCUUUUGAUAACUUCUUAUGUGCAUUUUUGUGUCAAAUAAUGUUUCAAUUUGUAAAUGUGUUCAUUCGCAUUUUCAUUUUGUGAUUCA
Messenger RNA from Cimex lectularius (bed bug), 3268 nucleotides. RefSeq lists its product as uncharacterized. Lineage: Eukaryota; Metazoa; Arthropoda; Insecta; Hemiptera; Cimicidae. Gene Ontology annotation, molecular function: protein binding. Bases 271 to 2508 code for a protein of 745 amino acids. The transcript has 9 exons. The record is from RefSeq and is a predicted model, not a curated record.